CCAACGCCUGUUUCAAAUCAUUCUGCGCUCCCAGCAAGCAAAGUUGUGGAUGCGACUACUUCGGUGUCAGGCGGACCAAUUAAUACGAGUAUCCCUACGGCUUGUGGUGGUGUCUCCAAUCUCGCAUUUCCUGUGGACGUCGCUAACGAGUGGAGAGCUACAAAAGUUGCGGGAGGGUUGAUAAAACCGCGAGGAAUCACCUUCGAUGGUGUUGGUAAUCUCCUGGUGGUUCAAAAUGGGUUUGGUAUAACUGCGCACAAGGCAUUGCCAAACGGGUGUCUUGAGGCUCCCAAGAUAGUGAUUGCACAGCAGAAUCUCAAUCACGGAAUCGUGUUCAGCCAGGAUGGUAAGACGCUGUAUGCCAGUUCUGCGACCUCGGUUUUCGCUUGGGCAUAUGACGCAGCGACAAUGAGUAUAUCAGGAAACUCGACGCCAAUAGUAACGGGUAUGGAUAUCGAAGGCCAUGUCACGCGAUCGCUCAGCAUCCCACCAAACUAUCCAAACUUGCUCCUUGUUUCGCACGGCUCAAAUGGUAAUAUCGAUUAUGGUUCUCUUGACAUCAAAACUGGGCGCGCUUGCAUUAAAGUCUUCGACACAAUAGCCAUACCGCCUGGUGGAUACGACUAUGUCACCUCUGGCACUCAACUUGGCUAUGGCCUUCGCAACGAAGUUGGCCUCGCCUUUGACGCAGCAUCGCACCUUUGGGGCGUUGAAAAUUCUGCCGAUGAACUGCACCGUACCAUCAACGGCAUCUCAACUGACAUUCAUAACGACAACCCCGCCGACGAGCUCAAUUACAUCGGCGACCCAUCCCGGGAAAAUGUGGACUGGUACGGUUACCCUACCUGCUUCACCGUAUUCUCUCCCUCAACUAUUCCCGGGGGAAACUUCACUGUGGGCGACCAGUUUGUGUUAGAGCCCAAUGCUACCUUCACCGACAACACAUGUAAACAGCGUAGUGUAGCGCCUCGUGUUGCGUUUCCCGCCCACUCGACACCACUUGAUGCAAAGUUUGACACUGAUUUCUCUGCUCUAUACGUCACUCUUCAUGGGAGCUGGAACCGCGAUCCGCCCGUGGGAUUCAAGGUCGUUCAGGUGCCGUUUGGGCAGGCAGAUGGAAGCUUCGGGCCGACUGGAGGAAACAACGCUACUGAGGCAUGGAAAGAUGUCUUGUGGAAUGAGCGUGUGGAUAUGUGUUCCAAGAUGAGCUGUUUUCGCCCUGUUGGCCUGGCAGUGGAUAGGUGGGGGAGAGUGUAUGUUAGUAGUGACAGUACCGUAGAAGGCGAGGUUGUUGUGUUAGGAAGA
Messenger RNA from Bipolaris maydis ATCC 48331, 1305 nucleotides. RefSeq lists its product as uncharacterized. The record is from RefSeq and is a predicted model, not a curated record. NCBI's taxonomy places the organism in Eukaryota, Fungi, Ascomycota, Dothideomycetes, Pleosporales, Pleosporaceae.